This is a messenger RNA of Chlorella variabilis, 669 nucleotides long. RefSeq lists its product as hypothetical. Gene Ontology annotation, biological process: UDP biosynthetic process; 'de novo' pyrimidine nucleobase biosynthetic process; CDP biosynthetic process. Lineage: Eukaryota; Viridiplantae; Chlorophyta; Trebouxiophyceae; Chlorellales; Chlorellaceae. Bases 1 to 669 code for a protein of 222 amino acids. Gene Ontology annotation, cellular component: cytoplasm; nucleus. The record is from RefSeq and is a predicted model, not a curated record. The transcript is spliced from 6 exons. Gene Ontology annotation, molecular function: UMP kinase activity; ATP binding.
AUGACCAUAGCCGAGCCUCCCAGGGCGGGCUGCACCGCUACCACCGCUGUGGCUGAUGCCAAGGCAGCGGCGCCGCUUCCCACCGGGCUUCCCAAGGUGGCUGAGGGCGCAGUGAAGCACAAGGUGGUGUUUGUGCUGGGCGGCCCCGGGUCGGGCAAGGGCACGCAGAGCGCUCGGCUGGUGCAGGAGUUUGGCGUGGUGCACCUCAGCGCCGGCGACCUGCUGCGGGAACACAUGAAGAGUGGCAGCCCCGAGGGUCAAAUGGUGGCAGACAUGAUCAAGAACGGCCAGAUCGUGCCCUCACAUGUGACCAUCAGCCUGCUGCAGAAGGCAAUGGACGACAGCGGCAAGCACAAGUUCUUGAUAGACGGCUUCCCGCGCAACGAGGAGAACCGUGCCUCGUUUGAGAGCCAGACAGGCAUCAUGCCGGACCUGGUGCUGUUCUUUGACUGCCCGGAGGAGGUGAUGGAGCGGCGGCUGCUGGGGCGCAACGAGGGGCGCACCGACGACAACAUCGAGACCAUCCGCAAGCGCUUCAAGGUGUUCAUCGACUCCAGCCUGCCGGUGAUCCAGCACUACGAGGCGCUGGGCAAGGUGGCGCGCAUCAACGCCGACCGCGAUACCGAGGAGAUUUAUAAGGAGGUCCGCCGCCUUUUCAUGGAGUUAUGA